Molecule: messenger RNA, 996 nt
Organism: Helicoverpa armigera (cotton bollworm)
Lineage: Eukaryota; Metazoa; Arthropoda; Insecta; Lepidoptera; Noctuidae
Gene: PQBP1
Product: polyglutamine-binding protein 1
Exons: 1
Coding region: 135-968 (277 amino acids)
Biological process (GO): alternative mRNA splicing, via spliceosome
Cellular component (GO): nuclear body; cytoplasm
Molecular function (GO): protein binding; ribonucleoprotein complex binding
Source: RefSeq, a predicted model, not a curated record
AUUGACAGUGAUACUGCAGGCAGACUGACGCUUGUUUAAGUGAGUCAAAAAAUAAGAAUAAGAUAAAGGAAACCUUAAAGAAAAGUAGAAAAUAAAGUAAUUUCUGUAAUAAGAAUUACAUACAAUUGUGUAAAAUGCCACUCCCACCAGCUUUAGCUGCACGACUAGCUAAAAGGGGUAUCUUAAAACCUAAGCCUGAUUCUGGUCCCAAUGAUGAAGUACCUUCUGUACAAGCUAGCGAAGAAAUCAUAGCUGAAGACUAUGAUAAUAAACUUGAUGACCGCGCAAAUAAGGAACAUUUUUGGGAAGGUAUAGAAGGCGUCAACGUUGAUCCUAUUAAAGGUCAUAAAAGUUGUCCAAAUAAAAGCAAUAUCUAUCACGAAUGCUCAAAAUAUUGCGUAAAAAGGUGGAAAACAGGAAAGUUAGUGCCCUCCGAAAACUAUUUGGAAUAUAAAAAGAAGGCUUUGGAAUUGUGGCCAUUACCGGCAGGUUGGGAGGAAGUCUAUGAUGAAGGAGUUGGGCAGCAUUAUUUCUGGAAUGUUCAUAAUAAUUUAGUCAGUUGGUUACCGCCGACCCACCCGCGGGCGACACCCAGCGAAAGUGCUGCACAUUUGAGAGAAGAACGAUUGUUAAAAGAAGGUGAUGAGAGUGAUGACAGCAGUGAUGCUUCUGACCAAGAGGUACCACAACAGCCGCACAAGGAGAAAAAACAGGAACGCAGGGAAAAAGAAAAGGAAUUAGUUCACCACAGGAACAAAAGAUUAAGAGUGAAAGAUAAUGACUUAGAUCCAAUGGAUCCUGCAGCUUAUUCAGAUAUAGCAAGGGGUAGCUGGACCUCGGGGCUAGACACCCAUGCUAAGACUGGAGUGGAUUCAACUGCCACUGGGUCUUUGUAUCAAAUGAGACCUUAUCCUGCACCGGGAGCUAUACUUGCAGCAAAUGCAAAGCAAUCAUCUCCAUCUCCCUGAAUUAAAUAAUAAAUGCUUGUGUGACUUA